This is a messenger RNA of Cebus imitator (Panamanian white-faced capuchin), 1404 nucleotides long. RefSeq names its product lysosomal-associated transmembrane protein 4B-like. The record is from RefSeq and is a predicted model, not a curated record. Gene Ontology annotation, cellular component: lysosomal membrane. The transcript has 3 exons. NCBI's taxonomy places the organism in Eukaryota, Metazoa, Chordata, Mammalia, Primates, Cebidae. The coding region runs from base 26 to 268 and encodes 80 amino acids.
UAAUUUUCCCUAUAGAGAUGAUGUCAUGUCAGUGAAUCCUACCUGUUUGGUCCUUAUUAUUCUUCUGUUUAUUAGCAUUAUCUUGACUUUCAAGGGUUACUUGAUUAGCUGUGUUUGGAACUGCUACCGAUACAUCAAUGGCAGGAACUCCUCCGAUGUCCUGGCUUACGUUACCAGCAAUGACAAUACGGUGCUGCUACCCCCGUAUGAUGAUGCCACUGUGAAUGGUGCUGCCAAGGAGCCGCCGCCACCUUAUGUGUCUGCCUAAGUGGAGCUGAGGGCAGCAGCUUGACUUUUUUGACAUCUGAGCAGUGGUUCUGUUAUUUCACUUUUGUGACGAGCUCUCUGAGCUUGUUUGUUGCUGAAAUGCUACUUUUAAAAAUUUAGAUGUUAGGUUGAAACCUGUACUUUUCAGCAUAUCCUUUGCUAGAACGCGGUGAUAGAUGAGUUGUAGAAUUCUUUCCUUAGGAUUUGGGGUGUAAUGGGCUUCACUAACCUUCCCUAGGCACUGAAACUUCCCCCAAGUCUGAUGGACCCAGAGUCAGAGAAGUUCGCUUUUGUACCUGCUGGGCUCCAAAGUCAGGCAGUUAGUCACACUUUUUCUCUCUACUCCCUCUAUUUUGAAAGUGUAAAAUAAAACCAAAAGUAGACAACUUUUUCUUAAGCCAUUCCAGUGUAGAGAACAAACCCUUAUGAAAACAGGAAUGUCAAUUGUGUCAUCAUUGUUCUAAUUAGGUAAAUAGAAGUCCUUAUAUAUGUAUUUACAAGAAUUUGCCCCAUAGCAUCCCUCAUGACUUAAGUUCAAUGACGGUUUGCACUUGGUGGUGAAGGAUUUUUCUCCAUGGCCUAAAUCAAGACUAUUAGAAAGCGCUAGGCUGUGGGAGCAGUAACCAUCUGAUGACUGUCUCGUGCAUCUGGGUCCAGGGACACGGGGUGACGUGCUCGUCUGUGUUAGAGGAUGGGACGGGUGUGCUUGGCGCUGCAUGGGAUCUGCUGCUCCUCUCCUGGAUUCACAUCCCGACCCAGGGCCCGCUUUCACUAAGUGUUCUGCCCCAGCCUGGUUCAAGGAGGUCAUCCAGCUGACUUUACCAAGUGGAAUUGGGAUGUAUUUGAUAUACAUUUGCCUGACAACAUGGAAAAGGGUUUUCCUCCUCCUUUCCCUCCAAGGUACAUUCUACCGCUUUGAACUUCCAAGUAUACCUAGUGACCUUUUAAAAUGUAAACGUUUUCAGAAAAUUGAAGGUUGCUUUCCUUGUAUGCGCUUAUUAUCUUGACUACCUGAACUGCAAGGGAUUUUUAUAUAUUCAUAUGUUCCAAAGUCAGCAACUCUCCCGUUGGUUCAUUAUUGAAUGUGCUAUAAAUGAAGUCUUUUGCAAUUAAAAAGAGAUUUGCCCACAUCCAAGA